Messenger RNA from Anastrepha ludens (Mexican fruit fly), 756 nucleotides. RefSeq names its product TM2 domain-containing protein CG11103 (gene amrt). Lineage: Eukaryota; Metazoa; Arthropoda; Insecta; Diptera; Tephritidae. The transcript has a single exon. The record is from RefSeq and is a predicted model, not a curated record. The coding region runs from base 40 to 690 and encodes 216 amino acids.
CCAAUAUCAGUAUCAUAUUGACUUUUGUUGUGUAUAAAAAUGGUCUUGCCUAGAAUUUGCAUUCUAUUUAAUCCGUUAGCUGUUUUAACCGCCUUAGAUUUAAUUUCGCAUAUGAGGGUAGUCAGCGCUAUUCAGGCGCGCAGUGAAAAGGAAAUGCAACCAACAGCUGUUCAAUCGGUGGUGCCCAUUACACCUUCGUCUUCCUUAUCUGGCUCAGUAGCUCCUGCUUCGGACUUCAAUCCUCUUGGUCCAAUGGUAAUGUGCUCUUUUUUGCCGCGUGAUUUUUUGGAAUGCAAAGAUCCAAUUGAUCAUGAUAACAAUCGGACCGCUAAGGCAGUGAAGGGUUAUGGCUGCUUACACUUUGGAGGAUCUACCUAUGAUGAAGUGGAACACACAGAGGUUCAAUGUACAGUAUUUUCCGAUAUUGAUUGUUAUGGUCCGCGGACGUUUUUGAGAGAUGGUGUACCAUGUGUACGCUACACGGACCAUUAUUUUGUGACAACUCUCAUCUACAGUAUUCUGUUGGGCUUUUUAGGAAUGGAUAGAUUUUGUUUGGGUCAAACAGGCACUGCUGUUGGAAAGCUAUUGACAAUUGGUGGUGUUGGUGUUUGGUGGGUUAUAGACAUUAUUCUACUUAUUACAAACAACUUGCUUCCAGAGGAUGGAAGCAACUGGAAUCCCUAUGUAUAGAAUAACAUACUUUUUUAAACUGAAUGUGAUAUUAGUGAAAAAUAAAUUUACAAAAUAUGUAUUUUA